CCAUAGUAUAUGUAGUAUAUGUUCUGUGUCUAAACUGUGCAAAUGCAUUGUGCAUUGGAGCACGUUGGAAUAUGUGACGCGACAAAUUUUAUUAAAUAAAAGGAUUGCGCUACUUUCAUAAUGAGCUUUACAUUCUAUACGCCGAUGGUUGUAAGUAACCGAUAUGAUAUGUUUCUUAAUCUUCAUCAACUUUAAUGAUUAAAAUCUCGGUUUGCGGAACAAAGUGACACUUUUUUUUGCCGGAUUCUUUUGUUUUGUGCAAAAACGUAUCGAACAAGUUUAAUUUUAUCGAAAUUGGAGGUGAAGAGACUAAACUUAAGAAAAACUUACCAAAGUAACAAGACUUGCAACAAUUUGUUGUUGAGAGUUUAAAGAAGAAUUAUUUCUUAUAUUGUUUAAAUUUAGAAAAAUAUUACAAUAUAAAUAUGAGCUGUCAAAGAGGAAAUGCUAGUCGUUCAAGACCUCAAAGAUAUCAAAAUCAAACGUCAUUUAAGAACAAUUUAUAUGACAACUCUCAGAAAACAAAAUUAAUUAACAAUAUUGAAGUUACUAAUGUAUGUGAACGUUGCAAAAAAAUAAUUGAGUGGAAAAUCAAAUAUAAGAAAUACAAAGUGCUUAAAGCUCCAGUAAAAUGUAUUAAGUGUGAGGAAAAAACUGUAAAACAUUCUUAUCACAAUAUCUGUUUGCUUUGUGCCAAGCAACUAGAGGUCUGUUCAAAAUGUGGACAGAAGAAAGAAAUUGUGGAAAAAAAAGCAAGUAAAGAAGAACAACUUAAAUUGGAUGCUGAAUUUAGAACAAUUUUAAAAACCAUGUCAGAACGAAAACGAAGAACAUUCUUACGUUAUAUGAAUCAACAGUUGAAUAUUGAUACAGAUAAAACUGACAGUAAAGAUAAAAAUAAAGAUAAAACAAAUUCGAAAGGAAGAGAAGAUUUAUUAAUGAAACUAAAAUUGUUAGCUAUUACAGAAGAUGAUGACAACAUUGACAGUGAUACUGAUGAUAAAAGAGAAAAUGAUGAUUAUGACAGUGAUGCUGUUAUAUUAUAAAAAAUACAUUUAUAAGAAAAAAUGUUCUAAAUAAAUAGCCUUAGUAUAAAA
Messenger RNA from Solenopsis invicta (red fire ant), 1097 nucleotides. RefSeq lists its product as uncharacterized. The transcript is spliced from 3 exons. The coding region runs from base 426 to 1046 and encodes 206 amino acids. Lineage: Eukaryota; Metazoa; Arthropoda; Insecta; Hymenoptera; Formicidae. The record is from RefSeq and is a predicted model, not a curated record.